This is a messenger RNA of Hippocampus comes (tiger tail seahorse), 2227 nucleotides long. RefSeq names its product mutY DNA glycosylase (gene mutyh). Gene Ontology annotation, cellular component: nucleus. Gene Ontology annotation, biological process: base-excision repair; mismatch repair. Lineage: Eukaryota; Metazoa; Chordata; Actinopteri; Syngnathiformes; Syngnathidae. Gene Ontology annotation, molecular function: adenine/guanine mispair binding; purine-specific mismatch base pair DNA N-glycosylase activity; 8-oxo-7,8-dihydroguanine DNA N-glycosylase activity. The transcript has 15 exons. Bases 161 to 1741 code for a protein of 526 amino acids. The record is from RefSeq and is a predicted model, not a curated record.
UAUGACGUCUCGUCAAAAGUGGUCCCUCGCAGUUGAUUGGAGUAGCGGCGGUGAGGGGGCGGUUCUUUAAAGUCGCGCGAGUGGAAGUCAAUAAUCAACCGUUCCUGCUGAAAACAGUGACGGGAAAAAUUAAAUAAUCGCUUUACACGGCAGUUUUCGGAUGUGUGCGUUACGUUUAACGAUGCGUCGGCUUAAGAAAGAAGCUUUAGAACCGGUGGAAAACGUCAAACCGACGCGGAAGAGGCAGCGGACGUGUGAAAAAGACGAAGAACCCACGGGUGCUGAUUUGCCCACCCCCUACCACACAUUCUGUGAGCCUGCUAAUGUUGCCUAUCUGCGAACUCAUCUCCUCAGCUGGUACGACCUGGAGAAGAGAGAACUCCCAUGGAGGACUCUGGCACUAAGAGAGCCCGAUGUCAACAUAAGAACAUAUGCAGUGUGGGUGUCUGAGAUCAUGCUGCAACAGACCCAGGUCGCCACAGUUAUGGACUACUACAUAAAAUGGAUGAAGCGUUGGCCCACGGUUUCGGAUCUUGCGGCUGCGACACUGGAGGAGGUGAAUCAGAUGUGGGCGGGCCUUGGCUACUAUUCACGGGGGAAGCGUCUCCAUGAAGGUGCCAAAAAGGUGGUGUCGGAGCUUGGGGGCCAAAUGCCUGACACGGUGGACGAGCUGCUGAGACAACUACCAGGAGUGGGCCGCUACACUGCCGCAGCCAUCGGCUCCAUCGCGCUGGGCCAAGUCACAGGAGCCGUGGACGGGAACGUCAUCCGCGUCCUGUGCCGUAUGAGGGCCAUCGGGGCCGACUGUACAAGUUCUGCAGUCACAGAGGCCCUUUGGGCUCUGGCGAAUACGCUGGUGGACCGAAAGCGACCGGGUGACUUCAACCAGGCUAUGAUGGAGCUUGGGGCCCGAGUUUGCACCCCAAAACGACCCCUGUGCGAACAGUGUCCUGUACGCUCUCAGUGCCACUCUUACCGUAAGGUUCAAGCCAAACUAGAGCAGAAUUCCAAGAGGCUGUUGGGGAAAAUGGACACGAAGCCGGCCAAACUCCCAGACAUUGAAGACUGCAGUGCCGAUGGAUUAUGCCCACUAUGUCCACGCGAGCCUUGGGAUGAGGAGUUGGGGGCUCAGAACUUCCCGAGAAAGCCCGCUAAGAAGCCUCCCAGGCUGGAGCGAACCUUGACAUGUGUGCUGACUCGGCGCGGAGAAAGAGGCGAGGAGGAGUUCCUGCUCAUGCAAAGGCCAAAUAAAGGUUUACUGGCAGGCUUGUGGGAGUUUCCUAGUCUUUUGUUGGAAGAGGAGGAGCGGUCUGAAAAGAAACACAAGACGGCGCUGUGCACGCACCUCGGCAAACACUUGCGAGCGCCGUUGAUUGAUUGCUCCCUUCAGUACGUGGGAGAAGUGCUUCACAUCUUCUCGCACAUCCAUCAGAUCUACAUGGUUUACGCUUUGCACCUGGGAGACGCCGAGGCGCCUCCACCGACAGGAGACCUGCGCUGGAUCAGCAGGCCGGCGCUGCAGGAGGCCGCCGUGUCUACGGGAGUGAAAAAGAUUGUGAAGCUUUAUGAAUCUGCGAGCCUUCAGAAGGAGCGGAACUCUCCAGAUGCGACUAGGCAAAAGGACGACGAUAAGAAAAGACCACGCGGCACAAAGAAAGGCAAGCUGAAGACAUCCAGUAGAAGCAACAAGCAACUGUCACUCUCCUCCUUCUUCAGGACCACGAAGCAAGAACCUUGCUGAAUGUUUCACAUUUCUACGUUCUGUACACAACGGUGUACAUGUACGCCGACCGUUUAGAAAACCUACUUGGCGAUUUACUUACAUAUAGGCCGCUAACGUUGAGAUUCCACUUGACGAAUAUAAACGUCCACGGGAUUGAACGAGUUAGUAUCCAACUUUCAAUUCUGUAAAUUACUCCCCACCCAACCCCGCCUCCGUCGGUUUUUUUUUCCCUAAAUGACUAAUUCCCAUGCAAAGUUUCCAAGUUCCUAGAAUUUUUUAACCCUCACGACAGGAUCAAACAAAUCACAGAAUUUCUGUAUUUGUAGAUGUCUAAAACGUUUUUAUUGCGAUAUAUUAUUAUGUCAACAAUACCAAAGGUAUUACAAAUGCAGCAACAGAAUCAAGGCACACACAUAUUCAGAGGUUUACUUAAUUUCUUUACAUUCUCCUAUGUUUUAUCAUGUUUUUAUACAAUAGUGUUAUUUUUCUUUUAUUAAAAAAUGG